Messenger RNA from Pocillopora verrucosa, 2019 nucleotides. RefSeq lists its product as uncharacterized. The record is from RefSeq and is a predicted model, not a curated record. Gene Ontology annotation, biological process: DNA recombination; DNA integration. NCBI's taxonomy places the organism in Eukaryota, Metazoa, Cnidaria, Anthozoa, Scleractinia, Pocilloporidae. Gene Ontology annotation, molecular function: DNA binding.
AUGACUGUCUCCUUAACACAGGAAAAAAUCCAGCGCAUAAGGGAAAGAUGCAAGAAAAUGAUGGAGCUUGUUGAGCUCCCAAUCCAGGAACUAGCUAGCUUCAUAGGGCUUUUAGUGUCAAGUUUUCCUGGAAUCUUAUAUGGACCACUGUAUUAUAGACAACUUGAGAGGGAUAAAACUACAGCCUUAAGACAAAACUAUGGCAAUUAUAAUGCUCAAAUGAGAUUAUCCCAAGAAAGCCUUUCAGAGAUAAAGUGGUGGUAUGAUAACAUACAGACAAAUAACUACCCCAUAUUAUUGCCUAAUUCAAAGGUUGAUGUAAUAAUUUACACCGAUGCAUCAACUAAAGGAUGGGGAGCUGUCAAAGAGACAGAGAAAAUAGGGGGUAGAUGGUCAGAGGAAGAAGCAAAAUAUCACAUUAAUUGUCUGGAGCUGUUAGCUGCAAUUUUUGGACUUAAGGCAUUUUGCAAAAAUGAGCAAGGCAUUCACGUUAAGAUUUACUCUGAUAACUCUACAACUGUGAACUAUAUUAAUGCUAUGGGAGGUGUACAUUCUAGGGAAUGUCACACUAUUGCUAAAGAUAUUUGGCAGUGGUGCAUAGAAAAACAAAUAUGGUUAACAGCUGCUCAUAUCCCAGGGACCAAAAAUGUUGAGGCAGAUCGGGAAUCACGCGUUUUCUCAGACAACAAGGAAUGGAUGAUAAGAUCUGAUAUUUUCCAACAGAUCACAGAUAUCUGGGGGGAGCCCUCCAUAGACCUCAUUGCAUCCAGACUAAAUCAUCAGGUUCCAUGCUAUGUAUCCUGGAAACCUGACCCAGGGGCAGCCUUUAUUGAUGCAUUUUCUUUUAAUUGCAAGAUGCCUACAGAAAAUACAAACCGAUUGUGCAGAGGGAUUGAUGAUAGUUCCAAUGUGGCCAACCCAGAGUUGGUAUCCCAAACUUCUUCGCAUGUUAGUGGCUGCUCCAAGAGUGUUACCACAACAACGAACUGCCUUACAAAUGCCGGGGAUGCCACAAGAAGUCCACCCCCUAUUCAGGAAAAUGGUUCUGAUUGCAUGCAGAUUGUCCGGCAGUCCUAUGAGACACAAGGAAUUUCUCAAAAGGCAACCUCCAUCAUCUUACAGUCCUGGAGGAAAGGAACUACAAAGCAGUAUUCAUCUUACAUCAAAAGAUGGACUACAUAUUGUCAUAAAAAACAGAUUGAUCCAGUUUCUGCCACUGUCCCCCAGGCACUAGAUUUUUUAGUGGAGCUAUUUGAGUCAGGCAUCGGUUACAGUGGUAUUAACACUGCAACACUUCUAUCCAGUGUCUUAAAGCCUGUGGACGGGAUGACUUUUGGAGCACAAGAGAGUGUUAAGAGGUUCUUAAAAGGAGUUUACGAAGCAAGACCCUCCAACCCAAGAUAUACUGAGACAUGGGAUGUGAGCAAGGUUCUGAACUAUCUUAAGACAAUCUCUAUUACAGACUGCUCACUAAAGGAUCUGACUUUAAAAUUAGUCACUUUAAUGUCAUUAGUAUCAGCUCAACGGGGGCAGACAAUUCACUACUUGUCUUUGGAGGACAUGGUUGUUUCAGAAACUUCUGUGACUUUUAUUAUCUCCAGGCCUAUUAAACAGUCUAAGCCAGGGUCGAAACCCACUGUUGUUAAGUUUGAAGCUUACCCGGACAACCCUAACAUUUGUGUUGUCACUACUUUGAAGGCAUAUCUUAAUCGUACCUCUUCUCUACGUGGAGGUGCACAACAAUUGUUUAUUAGUCAUUACAAGCCAUUUAAACCAGUUUCCCGGGACACCAUCAGUAGAUGGGUCAAAGCUGUAAUGCAAAAGUCAGGAAUUGAUGUAAACCUUUUCAAGCCCCACAGUACUAGGGCUGCCGCAACAUCUAAGGCUUUGUUGAAAUCUGUACCAUUAGAGCACAUCUUAUCAGUUAAAGGAUGGAGCUCAUCUGACACUUUUGCAAAGUUUUAUAGCAAGCCUGUUAUCAACACAGAUAGCUUUUCUAACGUUUUGUUACAAGAGUAA